Messenger RNA from Thermothelomyces thermophilus ATCC 42464, 1034 nucleotides. RefSeq lists its product as uncharacterized. The transcript has a single exon. Bases 105 to 845 code for a protein of 246 amino acids. NCBI's taxonomy places the organism in Eukaryota, Fungi, Ascomycota, Sordariomycetes, Sordariales, Chaetomiaceae. The record is from RefSeq and is a predicted model, not a curated record.
CUCGGCGUCUAUCAACGCAACUGGACUGCUUCUUCAUAUUCUUUGUUUCUCUGCAGCAAGUAACUCCACAUUGUUCUUGACCGCUCGUCUCAAGAGUCUUCAGAAUGGCAGCCAAUCACUUCUACGAUAUCCAAGAGGCAGCCGCUCUCAAGAUCAGCAAGAUUGCCGACAAGGGCGAUAACUACGCAUACGAAGACGUGGUCUGGCACGCCUGGGAAAAGAUUCCGCGCCCGUACUUCCCCGAACGUGGUGCCACGGCAACAGCUCCGCGCUACUCGAUCGAACGCGAGGCCUAUCGCGGCUCGGCGCGCGAUCCGCCCGAGCACAAGCCCGACGUUAUCGUUGUCAGAAUCCACAACGUCCAGCAAGCGGCGGGCCAGCGGCCGACUGCCAUCGAGCGGGAUAUUCUCUGGAUCGAGUGUAAGGCACCGACCCAUCUGAAACCGCACGGAUGGCACAACGUGCUUGGCGAGGCAGUAACGCGGUUGAAUGCGGCCCAUCCGGAUCGCGAGGUCUUCCUGAUCCUAGCCAUAGGCAUGAAAUGGAUGCCUUUCAUGUGGGAUCCGUUCAACCCUUUUCCUAGGGGACAGGGCCUGAAAAUGCUCAAGGAUAACGGCCAGCCCUGGGACGACGAGAUCGAUGGACGCAUUCGCCCGGUUAACAUGCCGAACCAACGGCACGUCAACGGAAGGAUCAUCGACACGACCCGGGCCUUCACCCUCAACUACUGGGAUGCGGACGCGAAUGGAAACAUAAUCCACCUUGCUGAGUUGCAACUGCUUGAGGCUCUCUUCAACAAUAUCCAGGGCAGGAUUUUCAACGGAGCCAACCCAGCCAACUUCUAAGCUUUGCCUGUCCUGCUGCACUUUGGCACGGCGAGGUGGAUGAGGAAAUACUGGGUAUUGAUUAUCUAGGUUCGAGACUGGAAGAUAAGGAUGCCGUAGACUUAGAUUUUGGCUUUAGCUCGAGCUCUGGUAGCUCGCACUAGAUUUAAAGACUCUAUCUCUCCCUGUUCUUUCUGAAUGUUGAUCGAC